Messenger RNA from Symsagittifera roscoffensis, 1709 nucleotides. RefSeq lists its product as uncharacterized. The record is from RefSeq and is a predicted model, not a curated record. The coding region runs from base 1014 to 1709 and encodes 231 amino acids. The transcript is spliced from 5 exons. Lineage: Eukaryota; Metazoa; Xenacoelomorpha; Acoela; Convolutidae.
CGAUCAAUCAUUGUCUGUCACGUGUGCAGUUUUCUUCAUAGAGACCAUUUCGCAUUCUUUUCUCAUCUAAUUCCACUCACUUUCAAUAUUUCAAAUGCAUCUGGGAUUUAUUUUUCCCUAUGCUGGCCGAUCAUUUAUAGCGGGAUUAAAGUCUGCAUGCGAAGUACUUAUACUUCGUGUACCAAGAGACACUCUGAUUGUACGCCUGGAAAGCAUUUCAGAUAGAUUAUCUAUCGGCCCUGUACAUAAAGAAUUUUCGCUAAUGAAAACUUGAAUUACAAAUCAAUACUGAGACGUUUUUUUUCCAUUAGGGAACUGAUCACAGAAAAAGUAGUUCAACCUCCCAAUUAGAUAAAUCAUGAUCCGAAAAAUUACUUAGUUAAAUAUGUUCAGCACCAAAAAAUAUAUACACCAUUAUUUUUUCUUAUAGGUUAUUCACAAGUUUAUUGUUAUCCUUGCCCAUUCUAACAAUUGAACCAUUUAGCCUGGAGGUUUUUUUGUGAUUAUUGCUUUGAAUUUUUACAAAAGACCGCUUCACAGUAUUAUUUUUCAAUAAAACUAAUGCCAGUAUUAUUUCAGAUUGCGCCGAAACUCUUAUAAAUGUGUCCUAAACUGGCUAAAUUUUCCCUGGCAUCUAUUGCAUGCUUGGCAAGUUCCUGGAACCCCCUGCAAUGAUAGGAUGCGCCAAGACGCCCUUUAUAAAAUCCUUCUCUUUUUCUCGCUAGUGAUGCAUUUAACUUGCCCAGCAGUACCCGUCCUACAAUCUACCCUACCGCUACCAUGCCUUGUUACCCCCUCUUCACACGGAUGAUUUUUAGUUUAUCUUCUUAGCAACACUCAAUCAGAAUCGGAGAAAUUCUGCAGCCUAAAAUUUAGUUUCCUGCUAAUUGUUUACGUAGUUUUAUCACAUUUAACCAUUGCAAACAGUAGUUGCCGUAAAUCUGUUUAAAAUCGACUCAUUCUCACUUAUUUGGAAACAAGUUUUUACAAAAAAAAGAGUCAUUUCUGAAGAUAUGUUUCCUUUCCUUGAUACUGUUUCUGAAAGCCGUUUUGUUAGUUUAGCAAUUUUAAUAAUUCUGACAACUUCAAUUAGUACUAUUGUGACGACGGAAGAUUUAAAUACAAUGGUUGAUGAACAGAGAAAUGAGAAAUCAUCUGAAGAACGGGUUCUGACGCGUUUGUUUCACGAUGCAGUUGUCAAUAUGGACGGCGACCACAAUAGGUGCUUGCAGGGAUUUCAGAAGUUCACAAGAAUCCUUGAAAAGCAGUUCUCUCGCCCAUCUCUCAGACAGAUAACCUUAUUAGUGUUUCUGUUUCCCCCCGAAUCGGAGGUUUUCGCGCAGCAUCGGAUCUCUGAGGACCAGAAAACUCCAGACUUCGGACUUCAGAGGGAACAGGAUAGAGAUUCUGAUCGAAAACAGCAAUCUGAAUCUGAUAUCAACUCUGCAAUCUCAAACAGCAUAACAUAUCUGCCUGUCAUCUUGCUAGAAUCAAGGACAAUAAGUGCCAAACAACCAACUCUAAACCAAUCCAAAUCAUCACACUGUCCACGAAACCAAUUGAAGUUCUCCGUUCGAAUGGCCGACGAUUCUGACUGUUCCCUGAAAGUCUUUGACUUUGGGACUAGUCUCCCAGCCGGUGUUCAGCUGGAACAUUACUUAAGUGACACGUUUGGAAGAUUGACACUAAAUGAGAAACUCGGAAUGUAA